GCUGAAGACCUUGGGAUCUCACUUCUAGCCUGUUCGCCAGCCCCAACAUCUUCCUGGGAGUCCACCCCCAAUUUCAAUAGUACAGUCCACCAUCCCCUCUGGAAGAGGUAGAGAGGGAGGUGGCAGCUGGCAUUGGUAAUGUCAGCCAAGAUGGAUGAAAGGAAGAAAAGUUCCCUCCGGCUGACCAGGGACAAACAACAGCCUAUAAAGACUGAAUGGAGCUCCCGAUAUGUCCUCUUCACUUACUUCCAAGGGGACAUUAACAGUGUGGUUGAUGAGCACUUUUCCAGGGCCUUGCGGAAUACUAAAAAGCCCAAAGACCUGAGUCCUAAAGAGCGCGGAGAGGCCACCAGCCCCAAGAGUGACAAUCAACUGUCUCCAAAUCAGUGGAGUUUCAACUCUCAGUGGACCAAGCCAGGGCCAGAAUUGGCCAACUGCGAUUUGAAUAUGUCUGUGGCCCAAGGCUCAUCGCUGAUGGUUGCAAACCCGCGUCCUCAGCUUGGAGAUCUGUGGCAUUUGUCUCCUGUAGUCAGUCCAAGCCUUGCUGAGCCUGGCUAUCCUCCUUCCUCCUUCCCCAGUUUCCAUCUAGCCCAGGGAAGUGAGCAUGAGAAGAAAUAUGGUUCCCUUCUGAACCUUCUGCAGCAAGACAGGUGCUUUGUGUACUCUAUGCCACCAGCCAGGAAGCAGUCUAGAAAUUCUCCCCAUGGUAUUGGGGCCACCAACCUGCUCCCCACUAGGAUUCUCAGCCCUGAUGCUGGGAAGAAACCGGGUUCCUUCCAAAGCCUAGAAAAUACCAGCCCCAAUCUGCCUAAUGGAAGUAGGUGUCUCUGGUACACGGUCCUGGGCUACAUGUAUGGAGAAGUCUCAGUGCUGAUAAAAACAGACCCCUCCCACUCCUUCAGUUUGCCAGGGGUUUCUUCUUUUGACUAGCCUGACAUUCUUGAAGAGCCCUUACACUUUCUAACUUGGAAAAAUUCCUGUUGUUUACCUUUCCAGUAGUCACUAACAGACUUUGGUGCAGGAGCCAACCCAAUGAGCUCAGUUAGCUGAAGUAAACCAGCCCAAAGCCCCAAGGGGGAUGAAUGCUUCUAUGGGAAUUGAAAUGCUUAGUCCCAGAUGUUCUGUCCUUUACUUUGCUUCAAGGACCACCCACGACUCUGCAGUUGGAACAAAUGCCCACUGAGGCUGAAUGCCAAAAUGAUUGCUUACAUAAAAUUCUAAAGGUGCUAAAUUCUGGAAGGUUCUGAAGCAAAGCCUGACUCCAUCUGCAUGCAAUGAGAUUAAAAGGGUUCUGGGUUUGAAUUUGAGCUUUGCUACUUAUUACCUAUGUGACCUUGGCCAUGACCCUUUCCCUCUCUGGUCCUUGGUUUCUACCUCUGUAAAAUGAGGGGAUGUGGCACAGUGGCUAGAUUGUAGGCCUGGUGUCAGGAAGACCUGAGUUCAAAUCCAGCCUUAGACACCUACAAAUUGUGGAAUUCUGGACAAGUCACUUAAUUUAAUCCUGUUUUCCUCUUAGAAACUGUGGGAUUCUGGACAAGUCACUUAAUUUAAUCCUGUUUUCCUCUUAGAAACUGUGUGACCCUGGGCAAGUUACUUAAAUUAACCCUGUUUUCCUCUUAGAAACUGUGUGAUCCUGGGCAAGUCACUUAAAUUAACCUUGUUUUCCUCAUAUAUAAAAUGAGCUGGAGAAGGAAAUAACAAACCACUCUAGUAUCAUUGCCAAGAAAACCCCAAAUGAGGUCACAAAGAGUCAGAUACAACCAAACAACAGCACAAAUCUUUAGUGUCCCUUGCAGUUCUAACAUUCUGAGGUUCUGCCAAAAGGCUAAUUAAUCAGUCAAAAAACAUCUAUUAAGCACCUACUAUGUGCUAGGCACUGUGCUAAGCAUUAAAUUCCACAAGUGGGAUGUACAUAUCUAAGUACAAAGGGGGCAUAGCUUGAGCAAGUGAUCAAAAGAGGGUUAAUUGAAUCACAGAAGACUUCUUGAUGGAAACAAGUUUUAUAUGAACCUGAGUCAAACUGUGAUCCCCACAUUUCUAACUUCCCUUUUUGUUUUCAUUCAGACAUAGAAACAAAUGCUGUUUCUGCACCCAAAUCUGAGAACCCAGGGCAUCCUGGAGAAGUUAAAGAACCUAAAUGAGAAAAAAGGCCCCUG
Molecule: messenger RNA, 2156 nt
Organism: Monodelphis domestica (gray short-tailed opossum)
Lineage: Eukaryota; Metazoa; Chordata; Mammalia; Didelphimorphia; Didelphidae
Source: RefSeq, a predicted model, not a curated record